Molecule: messenger RNA, 411 nt
Organism: Funneliformis mosseae
Lineage: Eukaryota; Fungi; Glomeromycota; Glomeromycetes; Glomerales; Glomeraceae
Source: the annotation of a GenBank genome assembly
AUGACCUUCGAUACGACGCUUACGACUUAUGUUCGAACAUGGUUUUCUACUGUGAUCAUAACAAUUCGAACAUCAUCUAUAUUCUCCUGUAAUCAGAACCACACGUCUACUCAAGCCUCAUUCUUAGAAUGUGUGUACUAUCAUGAAACUCUAUUUACAUCGAAAUGCACACCUUUAUCACCUACCGAUAGUAAUGUUCGAUCUGGAGUUAGUAUUGAAGCCAAGCUUUGCGGAAAACUUCUAACAUUCGGAAUCUUUAACGAGGUUUUUGUUUUUAUUUUAACAUCGCUUUCUGGAAAAUCUUUUGCGGAAUUAGAUGAUGUCACGGAAAGGGAAAAAUUGGCCAUCGAGGGUUUACAGGCUAUACACGCAAGGGGAGUGAUUCAUGGGAUGUUAGGUUGGAGAAUAUAA